Globicephala melas (long-finned pilot whale) is the source of this 659-nucleotide messenger RNA. It is a transcript of the gene TXN, whose product is annotated as thioredoxin. The record is from RefSeq and is a predicted model, not a curated record. Lineage: Eukaryota; Metazoa; Chordata; Mammalia; Artiodactyla; Delphinidae. Gene Ontology annotation, molecular function: protein-disulfide reductase activity. Gene Ontology annotation, cellular component: cytosol.
CGCGCGCCCGCCCGCCCCGCCCACCGUUGCUAUAAAGGGAAAGCGGGCUGCGCGCUCUCCAAGCUUCGUCCGGUGCCUUGGAUCCGCUUCCGUGUAUUCCAGUGUAAGGUCGCUAGUCAGACAGCAGCAGCCAAGAUGGUGAAGCAGAUUGAGAGCAAGUAUGCUUUUCAGGAAGCCUUGAACAGUGCGGGAGAGAAACUCGUAGUAGUCGACUUCUCAGCCACGUGGUGUGGGCCUUGCAAAAUGAUCAAGCCUUUCUUUCAUUCUCUCUCGGAAAAGUAUUCCAACGUAGUGUUCCUCGAAGUAGACGUGGAUGACUGUCAGGAUGUUGCUUCAGAGUGUGAAGUCAAAUGCAUGCCAACCUUCCAGUUUUUUAAAAAGGGACAGAAGGUGGGUGAAUUUUCUGGAGCUAAUAAGGAAAAACUUGAAGCCACCAUUAAUGAAUUAAUCUAAUCAUGUUUUCUGAAGACAUGACCAGCCUUUGGCUGUUUAAAACUUGUAAUUUUUUUUAUUUACAAAAAGGAAGGAUCAAGUAUGAAGACUAUAUACCUAACUGCCAUCUGAUAAGUGACAAUAAAAUAUUAACUGUACCCUUUUUAAAACUGUCUGGUGUCUUUGCAUAGUUUUCAAAAUAAAUGAAAACUGGCCAUUUGAUGAUA